Erythranthe guttata (spotted monkey flower) is the source of this 1073-nucleotide messenger RNA. Lineage: Eukaryota; Viridiplantae; Streptophyta; Magnoliopsida; Lamiales; Phrymaceae. The record is from RefSeq and is a predicted model, not a curated record.
AAAAAAAGUUAGUUUAUAUACCUCGGAUCCGGUAAUAUGGGAAAGUUUAUAGUUAAGCAAGUUAACUAAUCACCACAAACCCCUCUAAAAACCGUCACAACUAAUAUUAUUACCUAUUCUUAUCCGAAUAACCGUUCCCAUUAAUUCAUUUAAUUAAAUUGAUUUCUUUUUUGUCUGAAAUUUUGAUAUUGAAACGUUUUGCUAUUAUAUAAUUUUUUUACACACACACACACACAUUGUUUUCUUGAUAAAUCAAAAAGACAACCGAUGGUUAUUGUUUUACUAAACCCGAUUAGCAAACUUACAAGGUUUUAACACACUAAGAUUAUUAAAUCGUCCUCGUUUAUUAAAUCUUCGUCUUUUUUCGAGGUUCGAAAAUGAUGAAUCCGGAAACCGUGAGGACUAUCGUUGGGAUCAUAGGUUUGUGUUUUUUUUUAAAUUUUUUUUUCUGUCCGACAUUUAUCAAGAUUUGGAAAGAGAAAUCGGUUCAAUCAUUCAAACCGGACCCUUACAUUGCCACGGUGCUCAACUGCGCAAUGUGGGUGUUUUACGGCAUGCCCUUUGUUCAUCCCGAUAGUCUUCUCGUCGCCACCAUCAACGGCGUCGGUUUCUUCAUCGAAAUCGCCUAUCUCACAAUCUUCUUCACCUUCUCCGAUUGGCCCAAACGCCGCAAGAUUUUAAUUGCCCUAUUUAUAGAGACAAUUUUCUUUUGUGUGGUGGUGGCAAUAACCAUGGUAUUUCUACAUGGAACUAAGACGAGGUCUUUGUUUAUUGGGAUUUUGUGUAUUAUUUUCAAUAUUUUGAUGUACGCAUCUCCUUUGACGGUGAUGAAACGUGUGAUCAAGACUAAAAGUGUUAAAUUCAUGCCGUUUUAUCUAUCACUUGCCAACUUGCUAAACGGCGCCGUGUGGUCUGUCUACGCCUCCGUCAAACUCGAUCUCAACGUCUUGAUUCCAAAUGGUUUGGGUACUCUAUCUGGAUUAGUGCAAGUGGUGUUAUAUGCAACUUAUUACAAACGGGACGAUGACGUCAGCACCCAACCAGCCGUUGAACUUCAGCGCCCAACUGCAUGA